This is a messenger RNA of Aureobasidium musti, 741 nucleotides long. The record is from the annotation of a GenBank genome assembly. NCBI's taxonomy places the organism in Eukaryota, Fungi, Ascomycota, Dothideomycetes, Dothideales, Saccotheciaceae.
AUGGCAAUGAACAUGCAUGUCGCGCUUCCUCUAUACAUGUACCCGUCCGCAGGGACAUGGCAACCGCUCUACGACGCAUUGAACAAGAAUCCUCAAGUCACCUUUGACGUUAUCAUCAAUCCUAACAAUGGGCCUGGAGGAUCAACUCCGAACUCCGACUACAUCGCCAACAUUUCUAUGAUAAACUCGUACAACAACACCAACAUGUUUGGAUAUGUGCACACUAGCUACGGCAACCGCUCUCUCACAGACAUCUCAUCAGACAUUGAUACCUACCAAUCCUGGUCUACAUACACCAACUUCAACAUCACGCUAGGUGGCAUCUUCGUGGACGAAUCACCUACUUCUCUGGACUACCACAACUACAUGCAGACCAUCUACAGCAAAGUCAAAUCCACAAUGAGCCAUGGCAACCUAGUCUGGACAAACCCAGGCGUCCCUGUUGACUCCUCUUUCUACAAGAUUGCCGACAUGAUCAAUGCUUACGAGAACACCUACGACCAUUGGAUGAACCAAGGAGGCAACUCCAGCAUCCCACAAUCUGUGAGGAAUCAGAGUACGGUCAUGUUGCAUAGCUAUCCUUCCAGCACUCACACCAUGGCCUCUGACGUCGAUGAGCUUGUGGAUGCUGGUUACUAUGCAGGCUUGUUGAUUGUCAACAGUCAGUAUUCGAGUUUUGAUUCGAUGUGGCCGACCUUCACGUCCGAGGUUGGGCAGUCGAAUGCAAAUGUCAAAUGUUGA